AUGGAUUCAAUCGAAAAAGAAAAAUUCAAAUCAGCUCUCAAUACGCUCAUGUCUGCUACGCCGGACAUCUUAAUACACUUUCGAAACGAGUUAAUAGACGCACUUGACCAGGUUGACAAAACAUACUUAUCUGCCCAGCUGGAUACGCCUUUGAGUGAAUCUCGGAAAAGGCCCUCGAAGAAUGCCCAUACAGACGCUGCGCAAAACAGGCCAAAUGGUUAUAAACGCCAACGUCUAGAUUGCCAAUCAUAUGCGCGACCUACAAGAGAUUCAAACCCCCGGCAACCCUCUGCUGCGAAGACAGCCAGCAGUAUGCAUGCAGCGGAAGGCGAAAAACUGGUAUUUUGGACGGGUAACCGUCCGAGUGGCACUCCAGGAUUUGAGCGCGAGAACUAG
Molecule: messenger RNA, 396 nt
Organism: Microsporum canis CBS 113480
Lineage: Eukaryota; Fungi; Ascomycota; Eurotiomycetes; Onygenales; Arthrodermataceae
Exons: 2
Coding region: 1-396 (131 amino acids)
Source: RefSeq, a predicted model, not a curated record